Syngnathoides biaculeatus (alligator pipefish) is the source of this 7005-nucleotide messenger RNA. RefSeq names its product ras-related protein M-Ras. Gene Ontology annotation, biological process: signal transduction. The coding region runs from base 621 to 1247 and encodes 208 amino acids. Lineage: Eukaryota; Metazoa; Chordata; Actinopteri; Syngnathiformes; Syngnathidae. The record is from RefSeq and is a predicted model, not a curated record. Gene Ontology annotation, molecular function: GTPase activity; GDP binding; GTP binding. Gene Ontology annotation, cellular component: plasma membrane. The transcript has 6 exons.
GUAGCCUUCCGUUCAGUGACUAAAAAAAAAUGAAACAAAAAUAAUAAUAAUCGUCCCCUUUGAAAACCACCACAUUCUUUGGUCUCCUCUUCUUUUGACCGUACAAUAUCCCUUUAAAGACUUGGGGGAGCAGUCCAUUUCACCCAAAGGGGGAUUCUCUCACGAGAACUGUGACAUUUCUACGCGUUAAAAAUAUGAAACUUUAUUGGGUGGAAAUCGGAAUGCUUUCUGUCGUUUAAUAGUAACUUAUUACACCAUAGCGAAUCGAACAAUGAGUACGAAAUGGUUUUGAGCGUCGAUUAAAUAAAAGUGCUUCACCCUUUUGGGGCGCCUCUAUUAAUAGCAUCAGCUGUUGCAAUACAAAGAUGAGCUACUCGACGUAUUGUUCCGCAGAUGUGGGAAGCCCGGCUGCGGCGCGAGGGCGGCGGCGGCGACGGCGGCGUCGUUGUCGGUGGUUAUGCGAAGCCAAGACAGGCUGGGGGUUGAAAAAAAACCGAACAAUUAUGUCGUCUUGAAUGCUGUUUUUCCUCCUUCACGUCUAUUGACCGGCGCAUCGUAACUGCCAAAAACGAGCCGCCUUUUCCACCGCUUCCGCCGUCGCUGCCGCUGAGGGUGUAGCCAUGGCGACCAGCGCGGUGCCGAGCGACAACCUGCCAACGUACAAGCUGGUAGUGGUGGGAGACGGCGGCGUCGGAAAGAGCGCGCUCACCAUCCAGUUUUUCCAGAAGAUCUUUGUGCCGGACUAUGAUCCCACCAUAGAGGACUCGUACCUUAAACACACGGAAAUCGACGGACAGUGGGCCAUACUGGACGUGCUGGACACAGCCGGUCAGGAGGAGUUCAGCGCCAUGCGGGAGCAGUACAUGAGGACGGGAGACGGCUUCCUCAUCGUCUUCUCGGUGACGGACAAGGCCAGCUUCGAACACGUGGACCGCUUCCAUCAGCUGAUACUGCGGGUCAAAGACAGGGAAGCCUUUCCGAUGGUGCUGGUGGCAAACAAGGUGGACUUGGUCCAUUUGAGGAAGAUCACCACUGAGCAGGGCCAAGAGAUGGCGGCAAAACAUAACAUCACUUACAUUGAAACCAGUGCCAAGGACCCCCCAAUGAAUGUAGACAAGGCCUUCCACGAGCUGGUCCGUGUCAUAAGGCAACAAGUCCCCGAGCGAAACCAGAAGAAGAAGAAGAAGCUGAAAUGGCGAGCGGAGCGAUCGACGGGUUCUCACAGGUUCCGCUGCGUCAUUUUGUGACCGACGUCUUUCCUCCACGUACACGCAAAUACCUUCGCCUGGCAAGGGGAAACUCCCCAGUAAGUCCAGGACUACUGGAGCACAAAAAAAAAAAAAAAAAAAAAAAGGGGGAGAUAACUGAGGGGGGCGGGGGGGUCUUUCGCCUCCAUUUUUUUUUUUCCCCCGUGGAGGAUUUUGAUGUCCUCCCCACCCGUUAAUACCAAACCAAAACGACUGACGUCUUAAUUUGGUGUUUUGCAAUGUGAGACCAGGAAGUAGAAAUCAAGAUGGCCUACAAUCAAAAAAAAAAAAAAAGGAAGGGAUGUGUUUCAAGGACGGAUUCUACUGGUCAUCGCUCGUCAUCCCGGGGGAGAAAAAGCCCCCCACCGGUUGGCGGUUUUGGUUCUGUUCUCGCUAAACCGAGCGGAUGUCGUGGCGGAAAAUGGCGGAAGCCCCCAACAAACGGUCCUUUUGGGACGUCCUCGAAGACCCAGUAAGUCUUUGGAAACGGAAAGUUGGUCAAGCGGCGGCGUGAAAUGCGAAAAGCGGAUCGGGACAGGAUGUCGGUACAGGUGAGGGUAAAAGGUCGGGGGUCACGUGACGAAACACACGAGAGGGCUCGUACAAAACGAUGACGCCCGUGCGAGCUUUAAGAGCCUCAAUAAGUUGAUUGUCAUUCAAGUGACUUUCAACGUUUGAGUGGAAUAAUAACUUUUUCCUUAAAAAUGCCGCUAUAUAUAUUACCCCCCCCAAUACUACAACUUGGUGAAACAAGCUUCUUCUUGUCAUUGGCUUGAUAUCAUACUUCAAUGCAUUAAUUUAUUAUUUGAUUUUGAAUAUUUACUUGUUUUCCGUUUGCCUUGUAAAUUACGAUCGUUUUCUCUUCCUAAUAUUAGUACGACUUUAUUUAUGCUUACAAUUUUUACAAUUUUUUUUUUACAGAAUAAGGUCUUUUAUCCUUGAGUUCAGCUUCGAUUUAUAAAAAUUCCAUUUUUGUUUUAAUAUUCCUCUAUUCUGAGACAAUGUUUACUUUUCUAUAAGAGUACGUAAAUAUCACGACUUCAAUGUUCUCAUCUUCCUACUUUUGGACAAUGAUGACUUUUUAACUAAAUUGUGUCUUUAUUGUUGCAAGAACUUUUAUUUUUUUCACUUUUUACCCAGAAUAUAAUUUGCAGAUUUUUUUAAAGUAAUAUUUUUCUCCCCCAUCAUUCAGAUUUUUUUUUUUUUGUCCAUUUAUCACUUUAGUUUCAGGGAAAAAAAAAAAAUCACAACUAUGUAUGUAAUUUGUAAAAUGUACAUAAACAUACAUUCAUAAUGAACAAUAAUAAUGUACCCACGGAAAAAUAUUUUCUCCCUCUUAGAAUUAUGCUGUUGUACUUGAAAUAUGACUCCCCCCCACUCGAUUAUGGAACCUUUUUUUAAUCGUAAAAUCAGCGUUCCUCCUUUACAUUUUUGUAAAAUGACGGCAUUUUUCAUUCAAAUAUUAUCACUUAAUUCUCAAAAAUAUGACUUCAUUGAAGUAGUAUUUUAACCCCCCCCAGUAUAAUCCAUUGGUAAGUCAUCUUGAUUGUGAAUAGAAAAUCCCGCAACGUCGAUUUUUGGUGUCGGAUGUGAAAAUUCCGACGGCGGGCGCUCGAACCACCUCAUGAAUGCGACGUGGACGCUUUGAUAAAAACCAAUCAAUUCAGGUUGUGAGACCAAUCGCGCACACGCUGCGAGACCAAUCGCACUCAGCCAAGGGACGGCGCACGUCGAAACCGGGGGAGCGAGCGAGCGCCGGGACCAGCCCGAAGGUCCCGGCGCGAAGGGGACUUUUGACGGCACCUCCGUGAGGCAAUAUGACGUCAAAAAUACGACAACAAUUUUGAGGUGAGCGGCGACGUACAAUUUAAUAAUCGAUGAAAUGGCUCGGACUGUUAACGCGCUACAGGGAAAAAAAAAAAAAAAAAAAUUGGGGCACCUGUUGUCUGAAUGAUUUUUGUCUGUCAGAGUUUUUGCACUUUUCACACAAAUGUCGGACCUUCCUGCGAGCAUACGACGAGUGCAAUGGUCCACGCGGUUUGGAAUGUAAAAAUCUUGAAAGAAAAAAAAAAAAAAAACUGUUGUUAAAAAAUAUGUUGUACUGUUGGCCCCGUGUGUGUCCGUCUGGGUGUUGGAUUGAUUCCUAAGGACCGACCGGGACAGAGACCCAAACGUGCACUUGAGGUUUUUCAAAAGGGAAAAGAAAUCAAAGCCAACGCGAAACAAAACAAGUAUGUCAACUUCAAAGGGACGACCUCACAAAGACUGAAAGAGGAACUCGGGAAAAAAAUAUGAUUAUGUUGCAUCCUGUGACUUUGAUACCAUUUUGUCUUAUUGAUCUGGAAACUUGUGUGUGUUUUUAAACAAUAAUUCAGUAUAUUGAUGGAUGUUACCUCAGCGUGUCCCAGACCUGGACAAAAAAAAAAAAAAAAUUCCCCUAUUUUUUUUUAUUUUUUUGAUGGGAUGUCAAACUAGAUUCUGGGUUUUUCUUUGCCUUUUUGAUCUCAUUUAUAGCCAUGUGGGAAAAAAAAAAAGUUGAUCAUGUUUUUCACCCUGUCGUCAAUGCAAUGUGGAUGAAGGACACACUACAGGAGUACUGCAGUAUUUAUGUCCAAGACGUUUGCGGAUGUUUCGCUUAGCCUAGCUUGAAAGGUUAAAUUUAUCAGCCAUCAAAGCAUUUAUUGGAUGCAGGGGUGUUUGAAACUUUUUCCUUUACAUAAAUUAUAGAUUAAUUAAAAGAAAAAUUGUUUAAACCCCCCACCCCACUGCUUUGCUAAGUGAAAUAUCUGUUUCAACCCGUUGUGCUAUGCUAAGCAACUUAUUUUGCCUAAUGUUAUGUUUUUAUGCUAAGCUGUUUUAUUUAUUUUUUUUUUAACUCCAUGCUUUGUUAAUUUUCUUCGCUAAUGUUAUCCUAAAUGGCUCGUGGCCCUCAUGCUGGGUGAAGCAAUAGUUUGAAACCAUAAGUUACUUUCCCACGCUAAUGCUACCGUAAUUUUGCACGCCACAAUUUUAUCAGCCACCAAAGCAUUUAUUGGGUGCAGGGGGGGGUCCAAACUUUUUCCUGUAUAGAAAUGACAGAUUAGAUUAUUAUAGAAAAGUUGAUUACCCCCUCACUGCUAUGCUAAGCAAAAUAUCUGUUUCAAACCAUUGUGCUAUGCUAACCAACAAAUUUUUAGCCUGCUAUGUCUUUAUGCGAAUCAGUUUUUGUUUUUUUUACUCUGCUAAAAAACUCUUUUUUUUUUAACCUCACGCUUUGUUAAUUUUCUUCCGCUAAUGUUAUACCAAACUGCUCGUAGCACCUCAUGCUAGGUGAAAAAACUCUUUGAAACCAUAACAGUUACUUUUCCACGCUAAUGCUACUGUAAUUUUCCACUCCGCAGCUUAUCAGACACCAAAGCAUUUACUGUAUGCAGGGGUGUACAAACCUUUUCCUUUUUAGGGAUUAUAGAUUAUAGAAAAAUUGAUUACCCCCCCACUGCUAUGCUAAGCAAAAUGUCUGUUUCAAACCAUUGUGCUAUGCUAAGUAACUUAUUUUGCCAAACGUUAUGUCAUUAUGCUAAGAUGUUUUUUUUUUAAACUCUCCUAAGAACCUAAUUUUCUUCCGCUAAUGUUAUCUUACACUGCUCGUAGCACCUCAUGCUAGGUGAAGAAACUAUUUGAAACCAUAACUUACUUUUUCGCGCUAAUGCUACUGUAAUUUUCCACUCCACAACUUAUCAGCCACCAAAGCAUUUCCUUUAUAGAAAUUAUAAAUUAUAGAAACAUUUAUUCCCCCCCCCACUGCUAUGCUAAGCAAAAUAUCUGUUUCAAGUCAUUGUGCUAUGCUAGCCAACGUAUUUUGCUAUGUUAUGCAUUUCUUACACUUUAUGCCAUGAAGACAUUUUUUUUUUACCUCACGCUUUGUUAACUUUCUUCUGCUAGUGUUAUCCUAAAAGGCUUGUGGCAUCUCAUGCGAGGUGAAGCAACAGUUUGAAACCAUAACAGUUACUUUCUCGCGCUAAUGCUACCGUAAUUUUCCACUCCACAUUUUACGAGACACCAAAGCAUUUACUGGAUGCAGGGGUGUCCAAACGUUUUCCUUUAUAGAAAUUGUUAUAGAUUAUUGUAGAAAAAUGUAUUACUCCCGCCCUCCCCCAUGCUAUGCUAACCUAAAUAUCUGUUUCAAGCCAUUGUGCUAUGCUAAGCAAUUUAUUUUCCUAAUUUUGUCUUCGUGCUAAGCAUUUUUUUUUUUUUUUUUACGGAAAAAAAAAAAAAUUUACCUCAGGCUUUAUUAAUUUUCUUCUGCUAAUUAUCCUAAAAUACUCCUGGGACUUCAUGCUAGGUGAAGCAACAGUUUGAAACCAUAACAGUUACUUUCCUGGGCUAAUCCCACCGUAAUUUUCCACUCCGCAACUGUUUGUAGCGCUAAUGGCGCUAAGCUAAGCAGCUGCUUCUUCUUCUCUUCAAAGUUCUGUGAACAAAGGGCCCUUGUGCUAUUUUGCUCCAGGUUAGCGAGCAUAACUCCCGUGACCAUCCACAUCUAUCCAUUUUCUUUUCCCCUUAUCCUCACAAGGGUCACGGGGGAGUGCUGGAGCCUAUCCCAGCUGGCAGGAGGCGGGGUACACCCUGAACCGGUCGCCAGCCAACCGCAGGGCACGUGGAGACAAACAGCUGCACUCACAAUCACACCUAGGGGCAAUUUAGUGUCCAAUUAAUGUUGCAUGGGAGGAAACCGGAGUACUCGAAGAAAACCCACGCAGGCACGGGGGUAGAACACGCAAACUCCACACAGGCGGGUCCGGGAUUGAACCCGGGACCUCAGAAGUGUAACCCUUGUGAGGAUAAGUGGCUUGGGAAAUGGACAGAUGGAUGUUUGCCCCUACGCUAUGCUAAGAAUCUGUUUUUUGCUAGCGUACUUUUUCAAGCCAUUAUGUCAUAAAAACAUAACUUUUAUGGCCAAACGCCACGCUUAGCAAGUGUUUUGCUCAAUGAACAGAAGUUUCAUUUCGCGCUUGUGCUCAGUUUAUGUGUGAGCGGCAUCCAGUCAAUGUUUGCAUCCAUUUUGUCCAGGGGUUCCUUUAAGAAGAUGAAACUCAUGCACAGCAUAAUUUAUUUAUUUUUUUGUUUCGGAAAAGUCACCCUUUUUAGAAUAAUCGCUGGUACAAAAAAUAAAAUAAAAAAGAGCUUCUGCCGUUUGUUAAUGAAUGUUUGGCCCGACCAAAUCCGAAAUGUGGAAGGUGCAUCAAGGGUUGUUCAACCCUGAUUGUCAUGUGAGCUAAAUUGAGCACUUUUUUUUUUGUCGCCGACUAUUUUGAAAGGUGAUGAAAACGAAUUGACGAGCCUUUUUCCGUCUCCGUCCCGUCGUGCUGUUUUCCGAAUUUUGCGGCCUCUUUUGUGCUUUUCAAUGUGUGUGUGUGUGUUUUUUUUUUUUUUUGACAGGUCUUUUUUUGUCCUUUAUCUGACUGAGGAGCUAGUCGAGGUGCAAACGGUGCCUUUUUUAAUCUAGCCUCAGGGGGGCCUUCACAAUAAAAGUGUUAUGUAUGACUCAACACUGACUCAAUUAUUAUAUAUGUUUUGGUUUUGUAAUUCGGAGUGGUUAACCGCAUGGAAUGAACACGUAUUGAAUUGAUACUUGUUAUACCUUAAUUGCUUGAACACUGCCACUUUGAAAUGAUUAAAUGCUAUAAAUAUGAUAGUUUAUUAAAUACAACCAAAUUGAACCUAAACGUACUGUUAACGUAAUAUUUAAUAUAUGUAUACAUACAUUUUUUGAGGUAAG